Schizosaccharomyces octosporus yFS286 is the source of this 4174-nucleotide messenger RNA. Its product is annotated as mitotic cohesin complex subunit Psm1. The coding region runs from base 144 to 3836 and encodes 1230 amino acids. NCBI's taxonomy places the organism in Eukaryota, Fungi, Ascomycota, Schizosaccharomycetes, Schizosaccharomycetales, Schizosaccharomycetaceae. Gene Ontology annotation, biological process: sister chromatid cohesion. Gene Ontology annotation, molecular function: protein binding; DNA binding; ATP binding. The record is from RefSeq and is a predicted model, not a curated record. Gene Ontology annotation, cellular component: nucleus; cohesin complex; chromosome. The transcript is spliced from 2 exons.
UAAGUUUUAAUUUCAUUUAUUUAUUACUCAUUCAAAAGUUGAACGGAUUAACGAAUCUUACCGCGACGACCACACACGCGUUUCUUGGUAUAGGUAUAGAGCGCGCGUCGCAGCCGACGCACUUUUCCUUAACCAAAACCUUGAUGGGACGUCUUUUGCGAUUAGAAGUGGAAAAUUUUAAGUCCUAUAGAGGAUGUCAAACGAUAGGACCCUUUGAAGAUUUCACAUCAGUCAUUGGACCGAAUGGCUCAGGAAAAUCGAAUUUGAUGGAUGCCAUCUCUUUCGUUUUAGGUGUGAAAUCUUCCCAUUUGAGAUCAUCAAAUAUUCGCGAGCUUAUUUAUAGAGGAAGAGUUAUGAAUAGUCAAGGAUCUGCUUCUUUCGACGAUUCUGAAACUCCACGUAGCGCAUAUGUAAAACUGGUAUAUGAACUAGAUGACGGUGAAGAACGCGAAUACAAACGCGUUAUUACUCCUAAUGGAGGUACUGAAUACAGAAUAAAUGAUAAACCUACUCAAUUUUCGGAGUAUUGCAAGUCUUUAGAAGAACAGAAUAUUCUAGUUCGAGCCAGGAACUUCUUAGUUUUCCAAGGGGACGUUGAAGCGAUAGCUUCGCAGUCUCCCGCUGAUCUUUCACGUUUAAUAGAACAAAUAUGUGGUUCUUUAGAAUAUAAAGGUGAUUAUGAAAAGUAUAAACAAGAGCAAAAUUAUGCCGUUAAUCUCUCAGCGCAUUCGUUCAACAAGAAAAGAGGCAUAAAUGCUGAAAUUAAACAAUAUCAAGAGCAGAAAGCCGAGGCCGAAAUUUAUGAAAGUAGGAAAGAACAAAGAGAUAUUGCUUCGUUAAUAUUUCUAUUAUGGAAAAUGUACCACAUUGAAAAAAGCAUUGAUUCCAAUAGAAAAGAUAUUGAGAACUUUAAAAACUCUGCUAACGAACUCACCAAACGUCAAGAAACGUCUUCGGCUAAAGUUGAUUCUUUGCGAGAACAAGAAGGUGCAAUUCAUAGACAACUACUUUUAUUUGAUAGAAAUGUUUGUAAGCAGGAAAAGUUUAUUGCGUCUAAGCGACCAGAAUUAAUUUCCCUUGCUGAAAAAGCAUCAGAAUCAAGUGUGAAUUUACAAAAAAUUCAAAGAAAAGUUGGCGAAGUUGAAAAAGACUAUGCUUCUCAAUCUAGUACUUUACAAAUGCUAGAGAAUCAACUUGCAUCACUAAUUGUAGCUGAAGAACAACUGACUCGAAAUAUUCACGAGCGUGAAGAACAACGUGGCCAUAAGCUUUCUCCCGAAGAUCAGAAGGACUAUGAUAACUUGCGCAAUCAAGCGGAUUUGCAAAACUCGAAGACUCUUACUCAACUUCAAUCAUUAAACCGUAAAGUGAAAGUUGCAUCCCAAGCUAAGAAUGCACUAGCGGAAAUAGUUGAAGAUUUGAAAACAAGGAAGUUGCAAUUUAAGGAAUUGAUUAAUAGCUUAAUAGAAGAGAAAGAUGCUCUGAUAGCUGAGGUCAAUCGCCGAAUUGAGGAAUUGGAGUCUGUUCGUCAAUCCAUACAGCAAAAACGUGCGAAUUACUCUCACUAUUGCCAGCAAGAACGGGAUCUCAAUGAUGAGCUACACACUUGUUUACAGAAGCUACUUGAAGCCAACGCUGAUAGAAAUGAAUCAAAUCAAGAUAUUAAGAAACGAGAAGCGCUUUACGCACUAAAGCGCAUAUAUCCUGGAGUCAAAGGAAGAGUUAUUGAUUUAUGUAGCCCUACACAAAAGAAGUACGAGAGUGCUCUCAUUGCUGCUUUAGGUAAAAACUUCGACGCCAUAGUGGUUGGAUCACAAGCUACUGCGAAGGAAUGUAUUGAUUACAUUAGGGAGCAGCGCAUUGGCGUAAUGACUUUCCUUCCAAUGGACACGGUUGCUGUCAAACCCGUAAACCAAAGUUUUCGUGGAACGCACGCAGGCGCUCGCUUGGCCAUUGAUGUCGUAAACUUUGAGCCUCAGUACGAGCGUGUCAUCGUAAGUGCCCUGGGAAAUACGUUAAUUUGUGAUAAUUUGAAUAUUGCCCGAGAUUUAUCUUACAGUAAACAUGCCAACGCUAAGACAGUUACCUUGGAGGGUACCGUAAUCCAUAAGACUGGAUUGAUUACUGGUGGAUCUUCUAAUACAAGAUCGGCGAAACGUUGGGAUGAUCGUGAAAUCGAACAGCUCAAGCAAACUCAAAAUAAUUUAAUGGCACAAAUUGAUAGAAUACAGAGCGAAAAAUUGGCGUCUUUGGUCGUAGAGCAAGAUACAAUUAAUUUACACAAUCUUGAAUCUGAGCUAUCUUUAGUGAAGGAAAGCUUGAACGUUAAAUUGAGGUCCUUAGAAGACAAACAAAAAGAGUUAGAUUAUUUUAAUGGACUUUACGGACAAAAGAAACCAGAACUGGAGUCUUCUGAACGAGAGUUGUCGGAGAUGGAAGAAUCUCAAGCUAAGCAACUUCAACAGAUCCAUAUAGUUGAAGACAAAGUCUUCGCGAACUUUUGUAAAAGAACGAAAAUUACAAAUAUUCGAUCGUAUGAAGAAUUACAAAGGUCUUUUACUCAGCAAUACUCUCAAAAGCAAAUUGAGUUUGCUAAUCAGAAGGCUUUGCUAGAAAACCGUAUAGGCUUUGAGAGACAAAGAACUUCCGAUAUUGAAGUUCGAUUAAAUAGAUUGAAAGAUUUUAUUCGCAAGGACGAGCAAUCGAUCAAGGAUUAUGAACAAAAACACGAAGCUUUGGAAACAGAAGUGGCCACGGCUGAAGCCGAAUUAGACCUACUAAGAGAGGAAUACUCCGAAACGAGAUCUAAAAAUGAUGAAGUUUUGCGAACGAUAUCACAACACAAGUUAGAAAGCAAGCGCUUCCUUGCUGAAAUUACAAAGCUUAAGAAUGAUGUGACUCUUACCGAAUCAGAAAUAGAACGCUUUGCUUCAGAUUGGCAUGCAAUUGUGAGAAAAUGUAAACUUGAAGACAUCUCCCUUCCGUUAUCUAGUGGAUCAUUAUCCAACAUUCCUAUUGAUGACUUUGGAACCGAAACUGAAACAAUGGACAUCGACAGCAGUGAUCAAAAUGUACAAGCUACUUUUAAUAAAUUUGGCAUUGAGGUAGAUUAUGAUGAGCUGGAUGAUGAGUUAAAGGAGGAUGGUUCCGAGAGUAUGGGUGCUGUACUUCAGGAAAAGUUACGUGAAUACAAUGAGGAGCUUGAAAAAAUGUCACCAAAUAUGAAAGCAAUGGAAAGAUUAGAAAUUGUCGAGCAACGGCUAUCACGAUUAGAUGAUGAGUUUGGAGAUGCCCGAAAGUCGGCGAAAGACGCCAAAGAACGAUUUAACAAAGUCAAAGAGCAGCGUCUAAAAAAAUUUUACGAGGCAUUUAAUCAUAUUUCUGAACAGAUUGACCCCAUAUAUAAGGAAUUGACGAAGAGUCCAGCUUUUCCACUUGGUGGUACCGGAUAUUUGACCCUCGACGAUUCUGAUGAGCCAUACUUGGGCGGUGUUAGAUUCCAUGCUAUGCCUCCGAUGAAGAGAUUUCGGGAUAUGGAUCAAUUAUCGGGAGGUGAGAAAACAAUGGCUGCUUUGGCUUUACUGUUCGCAAUUCAUUCAUAUCAGCCUGCACCAUUUUUCGUACUUGACGAAAUUGAUGCAGCGUUAGACCAAACCAAUGUCUCCAAAAUUGCCAAUUAUAUUCGUCAACAUGCCUCGAGCGGUUUUCAGUUUGUUGUAAUAUCUUUGAAAAAUCAGCUAUUUAGCAAAUCUGAAGCCUUAGUAGGAAUUUACCGCGAUCAGGAGCAGAACUCUUCUAAAACACUUUCUAUUAAUUUGGAAGCUUAUGCCCAAUAAUUUAUUCAUAUGUUCUUAAAACCCUUUCGCAUAUUAUAUGUUUAUGACAGCUUUUCGAGAUGAUUAUUUAUGGGAUAUGUUGCUGUAGUAUGAUUUUUACUUGCUAAGAACGAUGCAAGAUUGUAACUACUUCAUACUGUGGAGCAUAGAUGCUGCACUCUUUACCUGGUUUCUUUUAAUUAUUUUAGGGAUAAUUGGUUUUGUAAUACAUAUCUUUACUACGUACAGCAAUACGAAAGGCAAUGCUUUAUUUAAUAAGAUAUCUUUAUUAUAUAUUUUUUAUUUAACUCCAAUUCUGUUUUAUUUUGUCAAUUAAACUAAGGCCAUUUACCGUAUCC